Molecule: messenger RNA, 444 nt
Organism: Vigna radiata var. radiata (mung bean)
Lineage: Eukaryota; Viridiplantae; Streptophyta; Magnoliopsida; Fabales; Fabaceae
Product: F-box protein At2g32560-like
Exons: 1
Coding region: 1-444 (147 amino acids)
Molecular function (GO): protein binding
Source: RefSeq, a predicted model, not a curated record
AUGGAGAUGAAUAGUGAAGAAGAUCCUCCUCCCAUCUCCCUCUUGGAUUUGCCUGAAUCCACCUUGGAUUUCAUUCUCAAAUGCCUAUCUCCAAAAGAUCUUUUGACAAUGUCAAAGGUAUGUGUUUUGUUGAAGAGAAAAUGCCAAAGUGAUAGAUUUUGGGAAAAUCACAUAAAAGAGAAAUGGGGAAGAGUGAUUUCUGAUGCUGUUUACAAGGAAUGGAAAUGGCACAUAGAAAUUGCCAAAGAUGGACUUUUGAUGAAGAAUAAUCAAACUGGUUCAAUGGGUUCUUUUAUUGGUGAUUGGCCUAACGUAUGUCUUUGUUCAUACUUACAAGAUUGCAAGUUCCUCACUGCUCAAAAAUCAAACAACUCCAUGAUGUCUUUGUAUUUUUCUCUUCAAACUGGUACCUUUUGGUUUCCUGCUCAGGUCUACAAGGUAUAA